AUGGUAAAGAAAGCUUUGGGUUCGCCCUCUGCAAAGAGGAUGAGGGUGGCUGUGCAUAACAACGUGCAGACUUCAGAUAGCACUGGGGUUCCCAGCGUUAACACACCUGAUAUCCCUCCUGAUCCAGGAGAGACAGACGACCCCGACACAUCUCCAGGUCCACCAGGAGACCUGGAUGCACCAGGCCCUUCCCAAUCCACGACCAUGGUUGUACCUGCUGUGGUCAUACCUCCUCCCCCUGAGGAAGACCCACCCAACGCGCCAGUUGGACCUGAUCCGUUCGUUGACACGUCUGGUUCCCCUGACAACCCAGUUGAGGUCGUCAACAUGGGUGCUAUAGAGGACUUGCGGGCUUGGGUUUAUCGCUCUAGCCCUGGAUUGGCUGGAAGCCAAAUUCCUCUAAACUCACCCCAGUUCAAGGCAACAAGUGUGCCUCCACCCAUACCAGAGGAAGUCUCUGCUGAUGAAGACUACGUCAGGACAACCACCUACCCUGUGCCUGGGCAUCCCAGUGUGAGGAUGAUGACAUAUGUCCCUCACGCUGAAGAACCCGAGCCUGGGAGUCCUUCAACCUCAUCACCAAGGAGAAUCCCUUCUUAUCUGAAGGGAAAGAGUGUCGAUUGGGGCCCUAAGGGCCCGCCUGUUGUCCUCAGAAGGACACAGCCACUUCCUCAGUCGCCUCCUGCGCCUGAAGCGCUGUAG
Cantharellus anzutake is the source of this 702-nucleotide messenger RNA. RefSeq lists its product as uncharacterized. The coding region runs from base 1 to 702 and encodes 233 amino acids. Lineage: Eukaryota; Fungi; Basidiomycota; Agaricomycetes; Cantharellales; Hydnaceae. The transcript has 3 exons. The record is from RefSeq and is a predicted model, not a curated record.